CGGCCCGGGCCGAGCGAGUUGGGAACUUAGGCGCGGACGGCGCCGGGACGGCCCUUUCCGCCGCCUGCCUUGCACCCGCGGGUGCAGCGCGCUGGGAAAGUUGUUCCGCCGCCCCUGGGAAGACGGCGGUGCGCUCGCCGCCCGUUCAGCUCGCUCCUGCCCACUGGCGAGCCAUGGGCUCCGGGCUCCUCUGAAGCUGAGCUCAAGAACCUGGCAGGAGGAGGAUGGGGGACGUGGCAGCCACACCGCUCCCCCUCCCGAAGCAUAUUCUGGAUGUGUGGGUCAUCGUCCUCGUUAUUCUGGUCACCGUCGUGAUCAUGACGUCCCUGGUCUUGUGCCCGGCAACAGCUGUGAUCAUCUACAGAGUACGGACACACCCGAUGCAUCAGGGGGCUGUGUGAGCCCUGCCCUCUUGCUACUUUGGUCCUGCUGUUGAGAAACGUGGACUGAAAAGGACAAAGGGAAAGCAGUUGAUCAGUCAGGCUGUCCUCACAAGUCCAGGAUUUUAUUUCUGCCUGUGGAAUCUGCUUGGGUGGCAUCGGAAUCCAGUUGUUCUUAUUGUGGUUCUUGGAGUGUACUUUAAUAGAAAUGGUUCUUCAUGUGUACUGAACUUUCAAAGGUCCAAGGAGACUGCAGAACCUGGUGGUAGAAGAGAAAUGUGAAACAUCUGACAACAAAGCCCUUCAAACUGUUUCCAGAAGUGGCUGCUGUGGAAGAAUCCACAUACAAACGGCCAUCUUCUCCUCUUAAGAAUCAGCUGGAGGAUGCAUAGUUGUUCUGCUCUGGCCCAAGAUCCUGCCAGUAAUGCGAACAGCAGCCAUUCAGAAAGGAAAUUGGGAAGGCAAAAUGCCAUGGAUGCAGACGUCACUGUAUUUGCAGUAUACCACUUGAGAAAGAUACAUUCAACCCAACAUAUUUAUAUUUAAGAAGCAUAGCAACAUGUAAUAGGAGGGACAGCAAGACGUGACCCAAGUAAUUUUCUGCAGCGACCAGUUUAGGAUGUGGUAUUGAGAUGAGAAAGUAAAAGGUUAUUUCAUUUUGUGAAAUCAUGUGAUCCGGCAGUAUAUAAAAUAGACUGGAAGAGCCUAUUGUGAUUCUAUCUAAUGAAAGGAAACUUGAGAUGAAUAAAGAUUAGGGAUCUUUUGAGCUGUGGGGUGAUGCAAGUCGUGUUUUUCUCACUUCAUCCUGUUUGCAGGUGUUGACGUCAUCUCUCUGGUCGACUAUUUUUAAGUGCAUUCUUUUCCUAGUAAUGGGGUUAUUAGUAGUAUUAGACAUUUCAUCUUCUCUGAUAGCACUGAGCACUGGAUGGAAAGUGCUGAUAGGCUAGAUGUCUCCCCCCCCCCCACUGUACCCGCACCCCUCCCAACAUCGCUUCUGAGGCUUGGGAGAUCCUCCCGAGCACAUUUGCCAGUCGCACAGGAGGACUCUGGCAAUCCCAUUGUCAGGAUGAGCUUAUGCUCACACAAGGAUUGGGCUCAACACAAUUGCAUCAAGCAUGUCCCAGUUGCACCCGUGUCACGCAAGUCAUUCCUUUCCUCUCUUCCCCGGCUACUGCUGGCUUAGCCACUACUGAGGAAGCACCUGUCUGGUCUUGAUAAUCUUUCAUUCUCUCACACAGCAGAGUUUGCCAGCUCUUCGUUCAAAGAGAACUCCUGUGCCUUUACUAUCUAAGGAGAAGCUAUUCUUGUCCCUCUGCUGCAGCACUGGUAGAUGCAAAACUGAGACCAUUUCGUUCAUCAUUUUGUUACAGGGCACUGGACUGUCUUUGGUACCAGGUGUUAGUUGCUAUUGGAACCUGCCAUUACUCAUUCUGAACUCUGCUUACUGUUCAUUUUGCGGGGGGUGCUGUGCUUUUUUAAAGUAGCGACAGUAUUGAAGAAAUAUGAAGGAGAAAUAAUUUAUGUCACUUGUGUACACAUAAAAGGGAAGUAGAUUCUUUUCUAGUGAAUAUAUCAGCGGAAAACUUCUCCUGUUCAACUGUGAUAAGGUUGUUGUCAUUUUGUGCUCUUCUCUUAAGUACUGACUGUGCUCGCAAGCAUUGCUGGAUUAAUCAUUCCCAGUUUUGCUUGUGUUUGGGCCUGAAAAUUCUUAUGCUAGCCUUGUUGCUGCAGCGAAUCCUCAUCUUUCUGGUCCUGCUGGUUCUUGCUUGGCCCCAUCGGAGUAGUCAUGAGUGAAGCCAACUUCAUCAUUUUUUUGAUUUUAAUGAUUGUAAGCCGCCCCGAGGCUCAUGCAAUGGGGCGGCAUAUAAGUUGUUUAAAUAAAAUAAAAUAAAUCAUGCAACUGACAUUGGAGUCCCCAAGGGGGUGGUGAGGUGGUUUUGCCCCUGAAGUGUAGACAACUAUGGGGAACCUCAUCCCUGUUUCAUUAUUUUAUGGAGAAAUAAAUACAUAUGCCUUCAAA
Messenger RNA from Varanus komodoensis (Komodo dragon), 2400 nucleotides. It is a transcript of the gene SMIM3, whose product is annotated as small integral membrane protein 3. The record is from RefSeq and is a predicted model, not a curated record. The coding region runs from base 225 to 401 and encodes 58 amino acids. Lineage: Eukaryota; Metazoa; Chordata; Lepidosauria; Squamata; Varanidae. The transcript is spliced from 2 exons.